Messenger RNA from Zonotrichia leucophrys gambelii, 3055 nucleotides. It is a transcript of the gene C24H11orf52, whose product is annotated as chromosome 24 C11orf52 homolog. Lineage: Eukaryota; Metazoa; Chordata; Aves; Passeriformes; Passerellidae. The record is from RefSeq and is a predicted model, not a curated record. Gene Ontology annotation, cellular component: extracellular exosome. Bases 79 to 447 code for a protein of 122 amino acids. The transcript has 4 exons.
UGGGAGCCGGGCCCGAGCAGGAACCAGGAAAUACGAGCUCAGCCUGCCCGGGGAGCGCUCGGGGAGCCGGGGAGCGCCAUGGGCAACCUGUGCGGCUGCGGCCGGCGCUGGAAGUGCCCUUCACCUUUCAAAAGGAAGAAAGCAAAGCAAGGAGCUAAUGGGAGGCAGGAGGCGCAGCAGCAGCAGCCUGGCAGCAAGGCUGUCCCAUCAGCAGUGCCCACGUAUGAGGAUGUCCCAGAUGUCCCUGUGUAUGCCACGGUGAGCAGGAGGGGAGUCCAGCAGGAGGAGAGCAUCCACUACGCCGACAUCCAGGUGUUGUGCAGGGCCCAGCAGCGCUCAGCCGCCCCGGUGAGGAGCCUGCAGCAGCACCAGCCCACCGAGUACGCCACCCUCAACUUCCCCAGGGCCAGGCUCAAGUACGACAGCAAAAACGGGACCUUGGUCUGAGAGAAACCAGGGCCUCGUCCUGCUGCUCUGGCAGGGAAAGGAGCUCGAACCAUGGACUCCUCCUUCAGGAGGAAAAGGAGCUCAGCCCAUGGGCUCAUCCUACAGCAGGGAAAGGAGCUCACCCCAUGGCCUUGUCCUGGUCCUCCAGCAGGGAAAGGAGCUCAAACCAUGGACUCCUCCUUCAGGAGGAAAAGGAGCUCACCCCAUGGCCUUGUCCUGGUCCUUCAGCAGGGAAAGGAGCUCAGCCCAUGGACUCAUCCUUCAGGAAAGGGAGCUCAGCCCAUGGACUCCUCCUUCAGGAGGAAAAGGAGCUCAUCCCAUUGACUCAUCCUCCAGCAGGGAAAGGAGCUCAGCCCAUGGCCUUGUCUUCCAUCAGGAAAAGGAGCUCAGCCCAUGGCUUCAUCCCUCAACAGGAAAAGGAGCUCAGCCCAUGGCCUCAUCCUCCUUCAGCAGGAAAAGGAGCUCACCCCAUGGUUUCAUCCUCCUCCUUCAGCAGGAAAAGGAGCUCACCUCAUGGCCUUGUCUUCCAUCAAAAAAAGGAGCUCACCCCAUGGCCUGCUCCUCCAUCAGGAAAAGGAGCUCACCCCAUGGACUCAUCCUCCAGCAGGAAAAGGAGCUCAGCCCAUGGACUCCUCCUUCAGGAAAGGGAGCUCAUCCCAUGGCCUAAUUGUCCAUCGGGAAAAGGAGCUCACCCCAUGGCCUCCUCCUCCUUCAGCAGGAAAAGGAGCUCAGCCCAUGGCCUUGUCUUCCAUCAGGAAAAGGAGCUCAGCCCAUGGCCUUGUCCUGCUCCUCCUGAAUUCAGGAAUUCAGCACUAAAGGGAGGUUCUGCUGCUGCCUUUGAGGAAUUCAGAAAUUCAGGACUAAAGUGAGGUCUUGGUGCUCCCUUUGGGGAGUCAGGAAUUCAGCACUAAAAGCACUAAAGGGAGGUUUUGGUGCUGCCCUUGGGAAUUCGGGAAUUCAGGAAUUCAGCACUAAAGGGAGGUUCUGGUGAGGGUUUUGUGUCAGUGUUAAAGCUCUGAGCCUGCAGAGUGACUCGUGGCUGGUGCUGUGAGGAGAUCAGACCUUCAGCAGGAUCUGCUGCUCCUGCAGGUGCAGCCAGGCCCUGGUGCAUCCCCUUGCCCCAAAAUCAGUGCUGUGCAGCCAUGCACGGUACCUGGCAGCCAGAAAUGCACAAUUAGGAGGGCACAGAAGGAUUUCUGUCACUGCUGGGCUGCUCAGAGGUGCAUCCUCUGUGCAAACAAGUGAGGAGUGAGCUCCUGGCUCGGGCUGGAAGUGAAACAAGGGAAAAUUGGCGGUUUAGCUGCAGAUCAGUGCCUAUUUUUAGGGCAGUUCUCUGAGUCCAGCAGCUGCCUGGGGAACUGGGAAUGAACCCUGGGCAGCCUCAGAGAAGACUUUGGACUUUGCCUCCACUUUUCCCUCAUUUUGUGCUGUCAGCCCUGGUUGUAAACCCCAGUGACACCGAGCACACACCCUGUGGGGCUGCCAGCUCCACCUCUGUUUGUGGGUUUGCAAGAGUGUCAAUAAUUCAGCGUAGCAAUGGUCCAAACUGGGCAGCACUGGCACCAGGGCUCCCCAAACCCCUUCUGCAGGCACUAAAGCAAGGCUGGCACAUUCUGCUCCUCAGUCAGGGCCUGCAGAGCAGAUUCUGGGGCAGCCCCAGUCACUGGCAGCGUUUAGAGAUGGAGAUUUUAUUAUUAAUACACAGAACUUUGCCGGGAUGGUUCCUUUUAUAAACACACACAACUUUGCAGGGAUGGUUCCUUUUAUAAACACACACAAGUUUUCAUUUUACAACUCAGCUGGGUGGGAAAAGCAUGAAGGAGUUCCUGCUCAUGGUGAAAAAUAAAGCUGCUCCAGGCUGUGUUUGCCGAGGUGGGAGUGUUUGAGGACCAAUAUUCCCAUUUUUCCUAUGUGUUUUAAUGAGUGCCCGAGCCCCUGGAAUGGUUCUUAUCUGCCAUUUCCUGAGGAGCUGCGGCUUCCACACCACCCUUGGGCUGUUCCUGGAAGUGCAGGACAAUUCUGUGCUCAUCCUAAGACAAUUCCAUGUUCAUCCUGGAGACAAUUCCAUGCUCAUCUUUGUCACUAUAGGACACAAAACAACAUGAGUGCACACUGCUGCUCUCAAGGUAAAGAAAAAGGGAAGUUUAUUUUCUGACUCCAGCAUUUACAGUUUUCUAAAAGUGACAGUGACAGUGCCGCCUCUCCAAUGACACUGCACAAACCAACAGCCCAUCCAAUUUCUCUUCUUCAAUAAAAGAAUGCAAAACAAUGAGUUAUUUACAGAAAGUGUGUGAGAAAAUUUGCUACAAGAAUGUAAACAUCAGAAGGCUUAGAGAAACUGAAAAAAUCCAAGUGACACAUCCUGGAGACAAUUUCCAUGCUCAUCCUAGAGACAAUUCCAUGCUUAUCCUACAGACAGUUCCACACUCCCAUUCCGGUGACUUUCCCCAGGUUUUCCAUGGGGAAUUGUGGAAGCCGCGUGUUCUGCAAUACAGAUUUUCCUGAAGGACUCGGUUUUGCACUGAACAUUAAAAUCUGCGCUGCCCGCGUCUGCCGUGUGUGCCCAGCGGGUGUUGAUGUGCCAUUAAAGAUGCAAUGUUCAGUUUUG